AUGUAUUUAGCACCAACCUGUGAAACUGUAUGUAGCCCCAGGAGGAGCAUGGAGCAGGGCAAAAAGACCAGAUUUAAGCUGAUUCGUGCUUGGUCAUUCAACGGAAAGUCUGCGAAGAUUGGCAGCGCCUUGAAGAAGUUAUCCAUAGGUUCCCUGGAUGCAGACUUCAUGGAUACGCCCGCUCGCAAGGUUCACAUCUGUGACUCGCCCCUGGAAACUCCGGACACCGACAAGAGAUUGCUCAAGACGGGGGACAAGACUAUCAUGUCUGGAAGCAAGCAUUCCAAGCGGGAGUCCUUGAAGGAGAAGAAGAAAAGCUACAGAAGCCAGAAAAAGGAAGUGGCCAGGGAGAUGAUGAAUUCUGCAUCUGACAAAUCCUUUGUUCUGAUGUCUGAUUGGCUGAAAGUUCGGGGAACACUGAAGGGUUGGACCAAGUUGUGGUGUGUCUGCAAGCCAUCCAUGCUGAUCAUCUACAAGAGUGAACAAAUGAAGACUCACCAUUGGGUUGGUACCAUUCUGUUGAAUACCUGCCAUUUGCUGCAGAGACCAUCCAAGAAAGAAGGAUUCUGCUUCAAGCUGUUUCACCCGUUGGACCAGUCCAUUUGGGCAACUAAGGGACCAAAAGGGGAGACAAUGGGAGCCUUUGUACAGCCACUUCCUGUGUCAUACGCCAUAUUCCGAGCUCCAUCAGAGAAUCAAGGAAAAUGUUGGAUGGAUGGACUAGAAAUAGCCUUACGCUGUACCGGUCUCAUUAAGCGAACUACCUCACGGACAGAUGACAUCACCCAUGAACUUUCUGUGGCCCUGACUUCGGACCUGUCAUGUACGUUGCCUAGUGACCUUAGUUCCAGUCCAGCAGAUGAUACAGAGGAAGCUACAGAAGAAGCUGAGGAGCCACUGGAACACUUUAGUGAUGAUGACGAUCAUUCCAGUCUCGGGAUGAGUGGGUCAGACUUUGAGCUAUCAGCAGUGGACAAACCACAGAACAUCCCCAAGGUGGAGGAGACUGUCUAUGUUUGUAGUGAAGUCGAGGAGCUAGGUCAGCAAGGAGAUGCCAGUCAGACAGAGGAAGUUGAUGAUGAGAACAGAAGCCUGAUCUGGACCCUUGUCAAACAGGUGAGACCUGGCAUGGACUUGUCUAAAGUGGUUCUACCAACCUUCAUACUCGAACCCAGGUCUUUCCUAGACAAGCUGACAGACUACUACUAUCAUGCAGACAUCUUGUCCCAGGCUGUGCAACAAGAGACAGCCUUGGAGAGGAUGAAGAUGGUGGUCAAAUGGUACCUCUCCGGUUUCUACAAGAAGCCAAAGGGUCUGAAGAAGCCCUAUAACCCAAUCAUUGGUGAGACCUACCGCUGCUACUGGACUCACCCACAGACCAACAGUCGCACAUUUUACAUUGCUGAACAGAUUUCUCAUCACCCGCCAAUCUCUGCCUUCCAUGUUACAAACAGGCAUGAUGGAUUCAACAUUAGUGGCUGUAUCCUGGCAAAGUCCAAGUUUUACGGCAACUCCAUCUCUGCCAUCCUGGAUGGUGUGGCCACUCUGACUUUCCUUGAGCGUGGAGAAGAUUACCUCAUAACCAUGCCGUACGCUCACUGUAAAGGCAUACUCUUAGGCACCUUGACCAUGGAAAUGGGUGGCAAAGUGACCUUGAACUGUCCCAAAACUGGUUACCACUGUGACCUUGACUUCAAGUUAAAGCCAUUUUUUGGAAACGGUGAGUCAGCCAAUCGUAUCACAGGCUGCAUUCGAAUGGGCAGUGAGGUGUUGUGUACGUUUGAAGGGCACUGGGACCAGCAGAUCUUCAUCAAGGAGCUCACAAACAGGGACCGAGUUCUUUUCUGGGACCCUAAUGCUGAUGUCCGAGCUGGACGCUUGAAGAAGUACACAGUUCCUCUUGAUUUACAGUGGGACAAUGAGUCCCAGAGAUUGUGGAGGAAAGUCAGUGAAGCCAUUGUGGAACAGGACAUGCACAAGGCAACAGACGAGAAACAUCGGCUAGAGGAAAAACAGCGAGCGGAAGCAAAAGAUCGACACAACAGUCAUCAGGAGUGGGUUCCAAGGUGGUUCACACUGGAUUCUGUCAGCAAAAAGUGGGUCUACAAACAUGCAGAUUUGAGACCCUGGGAUCAGAUGACCGACUGUGUCCAGUAUGAGAAAGAUUUUAUCAUCAGGACACAGACGGUCCACACUGUGCCCCAGGUGUGGCGGUCACCUGUGGUAGGUCAGGUCAGGGGCCAGGACUUCAACUCUCACAGACUCCCGGCUGCAGACGACAGUUACUCCUCCGAUAAUAAUGCUGCAGAAUCUGAUGACACAAGAUAUCAGAGCACCAAACGACUGACAAAUUCAAGCAAAUUGAGUGUUCAUUCAGACACAAUAAAAGAAAGGACACAUCGUGCCCAGCAAAAGUUUUCAGAGAAUGUUACCCACACUUCUCAUAAAACCAGCCCCAAGCCAACGCACAGAAAGUUGACCUUCAGUCAGCUCGGCACAAAUGAGAAAAGGUCAGACAAGGUAGACCACUCUCAACUUCUUCAUAAUUCUGGUGCUGUAAAUGAUGUGAGUGUUAAACAUGCUGAAAGGAGGAAUAAGGAAAGUCCUUUACAGGAAAAUCAUGAUAUAGACUUAAAUGUUUCAUGUGACAGAGCACAUGCAUUUUCAUUAGAUACUCUGCAUGCUGCCUCUGUGCCUAGCACACAGCUGUACUCACAAUUAUCCAGGAGCAGAAAGGCAGGCGUCGCCAAGGACAUACAGACUUUGUCCGUGGUGGCUGAGAUGCAACAUGAGAUGCACCAGAUACUGAAUGAUCUGACCACCAAAGUGGCCAGUAUUCAAAGACUUCAGACAGACCUUAUUCAUUCAAAACAGCUGCAGGACCAUGCAGACAGACAGAGAGGUGGUGGCAUUUUCCAGGAGUGGGUGCUAGUUGCUGUGAUUCUGGUGUUUCAGACGCUCUUGCAGUGGUAUUUCUCUCAUUGA
This is a messenger RNA of Candidula unifasciata, 2985 nucleotides long. The record is from the annotation of a GenBank genome assembly. Lineage: Eukaryota; Metazoa; Mollusca; Gastropoda; Stylommatophora; Geomitridae.